AUGCGAAAAGCUUCCCAUAUCUUCAAGCUACCUUAUGUGAAGUCGGAAGGAUACCACAUGUUGCACCUCUCUCUCGUCGGAGCAAACGCGAUUCGUGACACAACCAUCGCUGGUUACCCCAUUCCAAAAGGAACAUUUGUUGGCCCGAAUCUUCCGAAUGUGCAUGAGGAUGAACGAGAAUGGCCAGAAUCAGAUAAAUUUAAACCUAAAAGAUUUCUGGAUGAGGAUGGCAAGUUCGUCGGCUGGAAUAAACUGCAUGGAUUCAUGCCGUUUAACGUUGGUCGUAGAGAAUGCCCUGGUCAAACAUUGGCGGGGAUAAUGAUGUUUUCUUUUUCUUCAAUGUUAUUACAUUAUUACAAAUUUGAAUUGCCUGAAGGAGCAGAGACGCCAAUUACUAAAGUGUCCCGCAAAUCUUCUCU
Paramuricea clavata is the source of this 419-nucleotide messenger RNA. The record is from the annotation of a GenBank genome assembly. Lineage: Eukaryota; Metazoa; Cnidaria; Anthozoa; Malacalcyonacea; Plexauridae.